Molecule: messenger RNA, 2112 nt
Organism: Chaetomium fimeti
Lineage: Eukaryota; Fungi; Ascomycota; Sordariomycetes; Sordariales; Chaetomiaceae
Exons: 2
Coding region: 202-2112 (636 amino acids)
Source: RefSeq, a predicted model, not a curated record
CGGGGAACUGCCCGAGCUAGGCCGCCCAGUUCUAUAAUCCAUGACGGAGAGAGCCGUCGGGGAUAUAAGGCGGUAGAGCUCGCCCAUCCCCGGCCAACCCGUCUUGCUUCUCCUAACAAGUUCCCUUCAUUCAUUCACUCAUACCCGUAAUUAUAACAACACACAGACACACAUUCCACAGGGAGCAUCCCGUCGUCCACUAUGGGCUAUAUCUCUCCCUCUGCCCCGAACAAGCUUCAUCUGCACCAGCCAGCUACCCACACCCAGGCACAGCAUUCCUUCGGUCCAGCCGCUCCCACCACCAAGACUAACCUACCCACGCCGUACGGUUCAAGAUCAAUGGCUCCGUCUCACGAUGGUGACCCCCGCCCUCGCCCACCGUCACUUCACAACCCCGAACGUGACCACCUAAGGGAGGCCCUCAAUGAGCCCGACCCCUUCUCCCCCCCUUCGAUGCUUGACUCGUUGACACCAUCUCCAACGGAAGACACGUUCUUCACCGGUGCCAACGCCGAAGGUCCUCACCUUUCCGAGUCGACCAGAGGCGCCGUGUUCAGAGAGGAGCCACUAUUCGAGGCCUAUCCACGAAACCCUCCCGGAUUUCACCCAGUGCCUGGCCAACCUCGGCGUCCUUCCUACAGGGAGAGAUUCUUCUCUAGCUCGGCGCCGCCUGACGCCCCGUUACCCUCACCCUUCACGUCCACAGACCCUAGGAUUGCUCCUGCUUAUACUGCCCAGGGGAUCCUUAACAGAGCGCGGUACGCAGGUAGCGACGUGGACUACCACAUCCGGCCGCCUCCUGGCUUUGAGUCGGCGCCCGCCGUCAGGUAUUAUUACUCCAACGAGCCGCGGCUCUGUGAACGUUGCCACAGGGCCGAGGCUGUUUAUCCUGUCAAUCAUGCUUCCCAGCCCUCGUGGGCUUCGACUCCCCUCCCAGACGCCGGAAGGCCUGGCCCCUUGGACCCCCGAGCUAACGGCAACACCAACGCCCGCGCCCGCGCUUGCACCAGCACCGGCAUGAGCGCGGGCAUGAACAACGGUAACAUCAACUCGGGCAGGACCUCCCCUACCAACACCGACGUCAACACUGCCGGCAACACCAACACCACCGGCAUCAUCUCCCCCAUCCCCACCUACCCCAAUAAUACCAUCACGGCUCCGCCCCUUAACUAUCCCAACACUACCACGGAUGUCCCUCCCACGUACCCCACCGCCAACUCAGACCGUCCCCCGGCUUAUCCCCAGACUUACUACGGCGAUGAGGGCGACAUCGACGACGACGACGACGACGACGUCCGUGACAGGCUUAGCCGACUCCUCGUCCGGUCCGCAGCCGCGACCCUCGCUGCUUUGUACCCUAGCUUUCCGACCCCGAGCUUCGAGCCGGAGAACGAGGACGAGGUUGAGGAAGACGACGAGUACGACAACUUCCAACUCAUACCCAGCCUGGCAACCACCCCGCCCCUGCCACCGCACCACGCAGAGGAAGGCGAUAUACCCAUUAUGGCCACGAUUCCCCUGCAUUCACUGCCGCCUUCCUCCUCGCAACCGCCCCAGGGCACCACCACGGGCACCUCGGCCCAAUCGUCUCUCUUCGACGACACAGACGACGAGGACCACGGCGACGACGAGUGGCCCGCAUCCUUGGCCGCGGGCCAGCACGCCGCCGCCGGCUACUUCGCGUCGCAGCCGCCGUCGCUGGCUCCCAUGUCGGUGUUUGACUUCUCCGACUCAGACUCUGAUUCCUCUGAAUCCGACUCGGACUCAGACUCGGAUUCUGACUCUGACUCCGACCCUGACUCGGAGGACGAGCACCACCACUACUGCCACCACCACCAUCACCACAACAACAACAACCACAGCAACAACCACAACCACAACCACAACCACAACCACAACCCCAACGACGACCACGUGCACAACAACCACGAGGACUGCUACCCGGAGGCAGACCCGGACUCGGACCCGGACUCGGAGUCAAACUCAAACUUGGACUCGGUCUCGCACACAGACUGCGAGGCCGAGCAGCGCGACUUCGAGCUGGAGCUGACCAACUUCUUCCCCUCGGAGUGGGACUGGGAGAUGCUUCUCCAGGAGCUGGCUCAGUUUUAA